AUGGAUGUAUAUGAUAAAACUCACGAGUUGGAAACUAUUAUUGGUGAGUGUAUCGAAGGAAAGGAUAUAUCCUGUGUCAAAAUACCUCUUGCCGCCAACUACCCAUAUGUAUUAAACGACACUCUAACACCUAUUCAAAUUGAACAGAAAAUUGGUGGGAAAUUGUCACUAAGCAAAGCUGGGUUUUUUAAAUCUACCAAGCCAAAACAAUUGGUACUUUCUCCAAAACCUAUAAUGGCUCCUUGGCCUAUCCUGGCAUUGGCUAAGGAUAUGGCCGAUAGGCAAUACUACGAACCAGCAGUUACUAAAUCAUUGGCCAAAAUAGAAUUUUUUAAUGCCAAAAAGACAAUUGGAAUUCAAAGUGUUGAUGAUGAUGAUGACGAUAUUAGUAAGGCAGCACUAGGCUGUGUAAAAAUCCAUUGGUUUCCAAGAUAUGUGGGUAGGACAAUGGAGGAGAUUUCCGAGUAUAUGAAAAGGGUGGAUAUAAUUGUCGAUGUAAGAGAUGCAAGAUUGCCAUAUGUAGCAGAUGAUGAUUUCAUGCUUAACGUCUACAAUAAUAUCUUCACCCAUAGACCAUCUGCAUUGGUAUUCACUCAUGCUGAUUUAGCUUCAAAAUUAGGUAAUGAAGAUUGGGCUAGAUAUUACAGAAUUAAGCAACACGAAUACGCCAAGAAGUUUAACCGUAAUAUCAAAGAUGAGAAACAGCAAAGAUUCGUAUCUCCAGUGAUAUUUUUGAAUGCCAGAAAAUCAGAUAAAAGCAUUAUUACGCUUCAAAAGUGUUUGAGAAAACUGGCAGUCAGGGCUAUGGAGAAGAGGAGUAGGUACGGCUUGGAUGCAAGACCAAUUAGGAUUAUUCUGGUCGGCAUGCCUAAUGUUGGUAAAUCUGCACUGGCAAACCGAUUAUUGGGGAGGAGGAAAGCAACUUGUUACGAUUUUCCUGGAACCACUAGAUCUAUUUCUUGGUUAAAACUUCGCCCCGAGGAACGAACCGAAGCUGUGUACAAAACAUUUGACAUUAUCGACACCCCCGGAGUCCUUCCCCCAAAUCUAUAUAAGGCUGUAAAAAGGGAAACAAAAAAUGACAUGUUUGCUCGUUUAUACCUUGGGACGGCUAAUGAGAACAGUGGGUCCAACAAAGCGAGGAGAAAAAAGCAUGGGUUGGAUGCUGAAUUUGACAUUUUGGAUGGGAAUGUAUGGCUAUUAGCAGCUGCAAAUCAGAUUAUGCACGGCAUAUAUGAUGUUGAUAGUGCAGCGGAGAAACUACUUUGCCAAAUUUUUAGGGUUGCCCAGUUAAAUAGUGACUAUGCCUGUCUGGAUAUAUUGCGGCACAGAUACAAGCUGGAUCCUGAUGAGUUCAUUGGUGAUGAUUGCGGACUUGGUGCGGAGAGCUAUUUGAAUGAGAUGGGGAUUAAGUUUGGUCAUAUUAACAACGCAGCAAUGCGCAUUUUAACUGAUUUCAGAAAAGGUUACUUGGGGAGAAUGACUUUGCAAACACCCCCGUGGCAGCGUUUAGUUUCUAAUUGCUAA
Babesia microti strain RI is the source of this 1527-nucleotide messenger RNA. RefSeq names its product Ribosome biogenesis GTPase A. The record is from RefSeq and is a predicted model, not a curated record. Gene Ontology annotation, molecular function: GTP binding; GTPase activity. NCBI's taxonomy places the organism in Eukaryota, Apicomplexa, Aconoidasida, Piroplasmida, Babesiidae. Gene Ontology annotation, cellular component: mitochondrion. The transcript is spliced from 4 exons. The coding region runs from base 1 to 1527 and encodes 508 amino acids.